Adineta ricciae is the source of this 3051-nucleotide messenger RNA. The record is from the annotation of a GenBank genome assembly. NCBI's taxonomy places the organism in Eukaryota, Metazoa, Rotifera, Eurotatoria, Adinetida, Adinetidae.
AUGCGUAAUUUCGUUGCACUUGAAGAAAAAGGUAGUGUUCGAGAAUUCAUUGCCAAUGAUCUAAGCAAUGCUGGUUUACGUAUCGAUACGAAUAAACAUCGUAAUAACAUAAACAAUCAGCCAUCACCAUCGAUCACUAGCAAUCCUAAACAACAGUCACGUGUGUUCAAUGUACCUCUCCAUCAAAUGGAUGCGAUUUCGAUUAAAAUUGAUAACUUGGACUUGACAGUACCGAUCUUCUUACGUUGGUGUUUCGAUUGCAUACGUCGUUCAAUUAAACAUGAAGGUCUCUUUCGCAAAUCUGGUGGAUCUCAACGUAUUAAAGAAUUAAUGGUUCGAAUCGAAGAUGGUCCACUAACUCCUAAUCUCUCGCCAUCCAAUACAGUCUUUGAUAUUUGUUCAUUAUUCAAAGAAUUUCUCCGUCGUCUUACGUAUCCUUUAAUUACAUAUCCAUUACAAGAUCUUUUACUUGAUUGCUUUUCAAUGCGAUCAUUAUCGUCCGACAAAAAAGUCGAUAUAUACCUGAAUAUUCUCCUCCUUUUACCGGAUGAACACUUGCAUGCACUUAUUUAUAUCUUACGGUUUUUGCAUGAAAUUACGUUGAAUGAACGCGAUAAUAAAAUGAAUGCGAAAAAUCUAGCAAUCUGCGUUGGUCCCGGCAUCAUGCGUACGGCAGUCGAAGGAAAAGCCAAUCUUAUGACGGAACAAUGUGCAACGAGUGUUAGUGACAUUGUUGAAGCAUUAAUUAUCAACGCAACGAAAUUAGGUUACGUUGCCGACUCAGUUUAUGAACGUUCACAAAUGUUAUUGGAGAUGAGACAAAAAGAAGCAGCACAAAAUACGGAUGAAAGUUUUGCAAUUGACAACGGAAUUGAGAAUGGAAUUGGUGGUGGGAAAAUUAACGAUCCAGCAAAUGCUAAAAAACGACGUAGUGGUUCAGUUAAAGAAUUUCUUGUUCAUAUGACCAAUCGACUUCGUCGUCGAUCGGGUUCCAACAAUGAUAGUCGCGACCAGACACAUGUUUUUCUCGAUCAAAGUGGAAAAUUAUCUUCUUCUCACACACGAGAACAUCGUUAUCAUUAUCAACAGAAUAGUAUCAGUGGACAUUGUUUAUCCUCAUCGUCGAGUUCAACUACAACGACGAAACGAAAAUCGAGUGAUGAUCCCAAUGGCGGCAAUUCAAAACGAGGAAAAACGAAGACAACAGAAAAGUCAUCGUUACCAGAUACGAAUCGUUUUACUAGUCCAAUCACAGCUUUUCGUCGAAAGAAAAAGACACCUGGAAGUAUUAAUGAUCCAGGUUUUCCUUUCAAAAUUGAACAUUCACAUCUACCACAAUUACUUCAUUUUACUGAUGAAGUACCUCUACGUUUUACGAAUGCUAGUGGCAAUACAGCUUCGUCAGUUUCAUCGUCUUCUUCUUCAUCGUCGACGACGACACCAAGUGGUCUGCAGCCUUCGGCAAUGAUACCAUCAGAAACACAAUCAUCUUUAUCGAGCAAUGCAGGACCUGCAGCAUGUAUUAAUAAGUCACUCGAUGCAAAGAAACUUAAUCUGCUGGAUUCAUGGAAAUGGCCAAAAUCAAGUCGAAAAGCUGAACGUAAACCUCUUGUCGCCAUCCACGCUCCUAUGCUGCUCACAUCAACAGUUGGCUCACUGUCUCUAGCCCAAUCGCCUCCAUCGCCUAUUAAACCAGUGAAUGGAUCCAAUCAAUCAUCCUGCCAACAAAUGGCAGGAACGUCUCUCUUGAUGCAUUCUAGUUUUGGUGUUGCUCGUCGUCACUCAGACGAUGUUGCUAGUACAUCCCUUUCCACAACAGCCUAUCGACCGCGUCGUUCGAUCUCAUCCAGUGGUGGUCAACAACAAACACGUCAUGUGGUUUGUAUGUCAAAUAAUUAUUCACAUUCUUUACCAUCGAACCAACAACAAGAUGCAAGCGAUGAUGAUGAUCACGAACCAGAACAAGGCACAUGCAAUGCACAAUCGAUGCCGAAUAAUCUUAAUUCAAGUCAAGAAUCAUAUGAUGAUGACGAAGAAAUCUCCAAUGAACUCAAUCUUGCUGUUGUCGUUGGAAAUGAAGAUAUGCAAUCGUUGCGUGCAUUUUCCAAUGAACCUGCUUCAACUCAAGGACACGGUUCGCUUGACGUGGCAUUCAUUGAUGAAGCUGAUUUGGAGCGUCAGAAAGCGGCAAGUGAAAUUGAACAGCGUGAUCAUUCGACUGUAAUGGAUACAGUGACUAAUGAUACGGAUACGCUUUCACAAACAAUUGCUGUUCAUGGUGAACAACAUUCAAUUGAAAUGCAAGAAGUCGCUUCUUCGAAUGAUCUCGAUGAGAUUUUAAAACGAAAUGAAAGUCGUGGUAUUCGAUUGACUGACUCAGAUGAUGAAGAACACGUGAAUUUCAGUUUAUCCAUGAAUCGAACUACUCCACCUACAGUAAAAAAAGAUGAAUUGAAAUCUACAACACCUAAAAUGCCAGUACGUUUAUCAUCAUCAAUCUCAAAUCUAAUCUCAACAAGUUCAUUAACCACAAUAUGUAAAGAACGUUCCUUGUCCUGUUCAUUAUCGCAAGCAACGAAUGAAUUAUUUCAUUCAAAAAGUCAUGUGGAAAACGAUGAGAAUAUUGGCGUAUUAAAUGGUGGACGAGAAAGUAUUCUACAAUUGAAAGGCGAAUUAGCUGGACGAGUUCUACGGCAAGUACGAGCUUUCGAACAACGUUCAUCGGAGAAUAUACAGAAUCGAUCCAUAGCAAAUGAUUUGUUCUUAUUAACACAUCAGAAAACGAACGCAAACACAAAACCAUCAUCUCCGAUUCUUUCCACAUUGUCAUCAUUAACGAUAAUGAACACUCCAGAACAGAAUUUCAUCGAACAAGCAUUACGGCAAUCGAAGAAGAUUGUCUCGUCGUCAAGUGGUACCGGUGAAGUAACUCGUUCAGUAAAACGUUUACAAAAUACUCCCAUACGACGAUGGAAAGAACGUGCAAGAGAAUUCGAACGACGUCAUCAGUUAACUCCACCCUAUCGUUUAUUGAAUAAGAAACGCAAAUGA